UUCCUCUCCGAUUCGGCUACGUUCCUUCUGUCGUCUCUCUCUCUCUCUCUCUCUCUCUCUCCCUCUCUCCUCCCUCUGCCUCUUCGUCUUCAGAAUCACAGUUCGCUGCUUAGAGAGAGAAACAAUUAAGAAAAAAAUGUCAUCUUAAUCCGAAAGCAACCUCCAUUUCGCUUUCUCUUCCUCUCUCUCUCAUCACCUGUUAUUUCUCAGAGAGAGAGAAAGAGAAGCAGCAUCAACAAUUCAAUUCUUUCCGAAAUUCUCCGCCACGCCCGCGCUCGAUUCCGGCGAAUGUGCUUCGCCGGCAAUUUGCAGUUGCGCUUGCGAUUCAAUCACCUGAUCAGCUUAUGAUGUAAUCUGAGCUCGAGCUGUAAUCCGAUUCGAUUAGCAACAAUGCCAGGAGAGUAAUUUCGUUGCAAGAAGACGAAAAGACUAGAACUUUUGAUUUCGAAACCUCCGAGGACGAGAGGCGGAGACCUCGGAGCAGAUCUCUUAAGAAAAGGACGACAAAUGCUUCCUUGAGAUUAACAAACACUCCUAGAAAGCGUGGCACGCGUGUGGCCAAUUGUCGCUACGCAUCGAUUUCAAUUGAAAAUGCUCGGGAUGCUGAGGAGGAAGAAGCUGUGAUUACGUUUCGCGAUGCAUUGGUUGCUAAAGAUAUGCUCCCGGCUCAAUUCGAUGAUUAUCAUACAAUGCUGAGAUUUUUGAAGGCGAGGAAGUUUGACAUUGAUAAAUCUUUUCAAAUGUGGGCAGAAAUGCUCAACUGGAGGAGAGAGUAUGGAGUAGAAUCUAUUGUGAAGGAUUUUGUGUACAGUGAAUAUGAAGAGGUUCAGCGUUUCUAUCCUCAUGGUUAUCAUGGUGUAGACAAGGCAGGGCGACCUCUUUAUAUUGAAAGACUUGGAAAAGUUGAACCUAGCAAGCUAAUGAAUGUCACCACAGUGGAACGGUUUCUAAAAUAUCAUGUCCAGGGUUUUGAGAAGGCUUUUGCUGAGAAAUUCCCAGCAUGUUCUAUUGCGGCCAAAAAGCAUAUAGAUUCUACAACCACUAUUCUAGAUGUCCAGGGGAUGAACUGGAUGAGUUUUGGCAAGGUUGCACAUGACCUUGUUAUGCGCAUGCAGAAAAUGGACGGUGAUAACUAUCCUGAGACAUUACAUCAAAUGUUUGUGGUAAAUGCUGGUAAUGGGUUCAAGCUACUUUGGAACACAGCAAAAGGCUUUCUUGACCCAAGGACUACUGGAAAGAUACAUGUCUUAGGCAACAGAUUUCAAAACAAGCUUUUGGAAAUCAUAGACUUGAGCCAACUUCCGGAUUUCCUUGGGGGAACUUGUUCGUGUCCAAAUGAAGGCGGGUGCCUUAGGUCUGGAAAGGGACCCUGGAAUGAUCCAGAAAUAAUGAAACUGGUACACGUUGGAGAAACAAUGCACCUGAGGAAAAUCAAAGGUUCUGAUGGUGACGAUGUCGGAAUCAAGCUGCUUACCUCUAAGAUUACAGAUAGUGAAAUAGUAUCUGCAGCUGAGUCAAGAUCAGAAAUGAGGUCAAGUACUUCUGCCUUCUUGCAGCUAUCAAAGUCUAACUCUGACGAAGAGAGGGCAACUGAGUCUGCUGCAUCUCCCUGCAGCCUAGUUGAAUCAGGCAGUACUGCAGGAAGAAUGGAAGUUGCUAACUCAAGUUUAAAAAGUGAUUCACCCAUUGAAUCAGGCAGUACUGCAGGAAGAAUGGAAGUUGCUAACUCAAGUUUAAAAAGUGAUUCACCCAUUAACUUCACCCCAAGAAGGUCGCUGAAGACAUCCAUUCCACAUGUAGCGAGUUUAACCGUUCACCUCAUACUCAAAAUAUUAACAGGCAUAUAUCUCGUAUUCCCAAUGUUAGGGAGGAUAUUUGCAGCAUGUUAUUCAGAUAGCUGCUUAAAAACACGAUUCAAACCUCUGCCAGUUGAAAAUCCAAGUUCUCAGGAACAACAGAAUUCACAGGGAAUAGAUGUAGGCCCCCUCUGGCAGAGGCUGCAGCAGUUAGAAGGAUUGGUUACCAAUUUGACAAACAAACCUACUAAAAUUCCUCAAGAGAAAGAAGACAUGCUUCACGAAUCUUUAAAUCGCAUUAAAUCUAUAGAGUACGACUUACAGAAGACAAAGAAAGCAUUGUUCGCAACUGCAUCAAAGCAAGUGGAGCUUUCUAAGUCGCUGAAAAGUUUAAAAGAUGACAGUUUAACCGGAUCAAACUCAUGUUGGCCAAGAAGUUGCCGUUACGACCACGACCCAGGAAGAUGAAUGCCAGUUUCUUGGGACAAGAGUCUACUGAUAUUGCUGGCCAACAAUGCCUGUUCACUCACAAAUGCAAAUAUUACCACAUCCGAGUUCACUGAGCCAAUUUUAAUGGGCUUGUCAUUUAAGGUUUUUGGUAAUUGGCAAUUGAUAGUAGCUAUUGAGAGAAUGAAGAGUAAAGAGAAUAAGGCUGUUGAUCGGGGUCACGGAACUCAUCUUUACAGCGAAGAAAAGCGUGUUUAUAACCUUCUUGGUGUUUAUGUACAUAGUAUGACCAUUUUUCUCUCUUUCUUUCCCCCUUUUCAUUGUGAUACAGUAUAAUACUUGACCCUUUUGAAUUUUAUACCAAUAGAGAAUUUACAAAAGCAGAUUUUACAUCUACAA
This is a messenger RNA of Malus domestica (apple), 2642 nucleotides long. RefSeq names its product phosphatidylinositol/phosphatidylcholine transfer protein SFH9-like. NCBI's taxonomy places the organism in Eukaryota, Viridiplantae, Streptophyta, Magnoliopsida, Rosales, Rosaceae. The record is from RefSeq and is a predicted model, not a curated record.